AUGACGACGAAAGGCAUUUUAAUGAGCGAGAAAAAGGAAAAGACGGCGAAAAGUCACCUUCGAGAUGUUGAGAACAACAACAACAACAACAAAGACGAUGAAGACGACAAAGAGGAUUCGUUGAUGAAAAACAUCACCCUGAACGACCUGACAAAGUUAGCGUUGGACUCGGAAUCCGAAGCCGCCAAGAAGUUUGGCUGCGGGACGACCAGGUUUAAGACGAUAUGUCGAAAAUUCGGAAUCAUUCGAUGGCCGCACCGGAAGCUACACUCUCUCCUCGAGAUGUAUAAAAGCUUAGCCGGGUACUACCAGGAACUGUGCGAAAAAGCAACUGCGGACCCCGAAAACGAAUCCACGAUGGAGGUCUUACAAUCCACGAAAAAAGAUCUCGACCGGUUGCGAGAAUACGCGUUUCAAGUGGCGUAUUUAUCCAUAAAAUUACGUCAGAAGGAACGAAACGUCUUUUUGUUAAACGAAUACCACCACUCGAAGCCGAAGAAAGCGAAACCGUGGCCGGAGGACAUCUUGAGAAUUCGAGCGACGAUUUAUAAACAAAGACACGUGCACUCGAAACAUAUUAAGAGGAAGAGCAAAAAUUCGUCGUCGGCGUCUCAAAAUCUUUUGGAGGAGGAAAAGGAGAUGGCGCCGACGGCCAAUCCGUGUUCGAUGACUACGAGUAUGACAACCACGAAUAAUAUGAGCGCGAAUAAUGAUACUACGUGUAACACGACGACGUACUCGUCCGAGGAGAGCGUGGAAAUGUCCGGUGCUGAUACUGCAUUUAACCAUCAUCAAAUGGUGGACGUGUCCUGCGGAACGAGAACGCUCACCAGCGACGCGGAGACGAACACGUAUUUGAACAACUCGUACGCUUUUAUCAACAACGAAAUGUCGUCGGGGUACAUCGAAAACGAGGACGAUCAUUGCGACGACGAAGAUCAAUACCAAACUCAUCGCGGUCAUCCAUCGUUGCCACCGUCUUUUAAAAACACUAAUACUAAGACGAAGAUGAUGUACACGACGACGUCGGCGGCGAACAGCGAGUACUCCUCCGGAUACGGCGUUGACUUUUUCAACGUAACCGCUCCGACUUUCAUCAAUAACAACAACAACGAGAAUGGACAAAAUUCGGUAGGAGGAAGAAAGAGGAAGAAACCAACAUCCUCUCUCAGCGCUGCUCUAUCCAAACUCAGCAAAAGAGCGGCAGCAAAUAAUAAUUUUAAGAAGGGAGGAGAAACGGAAGAAGAGCAGCCAACCGCGCUGGCCUUCUCGAUGCCGCACAUGUUAAACAUGGACGCUAUUUUCGGUAUCGAUGGAAGCGUCGAAAGAGACGACGAAGAUACCGCGUUGAGUCCAAACAGUUAUGGAAUCACCGUCGCGUCCUUUAAAGAGACGAAGAGGAUGUGA
Molecule: messenger RNA, 1407 nt
Organism: Bathycoccus prasinos
Lineage: Eukaryota; Viridiplantae; Chlorophyta; Mamiellophyceae; Mamiellales; Bathycoccaceae
Exons: 5
Coding region: 1-1407 (468 amino acids)
Molecular function (GO): DNA-binding transcription factor activity
Source: RefSeq, a predicted model, not a curated record